AAAAAAUACCGUUUUAGCUUGGCCCGAAAAGGUGUUUGUAAUAAUCCUAACGGAUCGUCGCAGAGUCUGCAAGCUUUGAAUAUAUAUACUGUAUAGAAGUCGCCAGCCCAGGUUAAAAUUUCUAAUACAAUUUUGAGGUAGUUGGUUAGUUCACCGCCGCAAUCGCCACCAUCUCUAGGGCAUCGACUUGUGGUGGUCCCUAGCGGACAAGUGUCGAGAACUCUUCAAACACCCCUUCCCCCUCCCGCUGAACGACCUUGAGCUGCAGUGAAUGUUAGGUGGGGGGUGCGGGGAAUGACAGCGGGCGACAGUGCUGCGCUCUAACGUGUAAAUAACAACCUAAGACGAUACAGAGCGUUACGGCAGCGCACUGCAGCGGUGAAGUUCCCAAGCUGCUCAUCAUACGCUUCUGAAAAACGUAGAGUAAAUCCUAUCCACUCGCGACUUCUAUACAGUAUAUAUAUUCAAAGCUACAAGUCACGGAAGUUACAUAAAGAAAUUGAAGGACCGGGCACUGAAGUCAUGGAAAAGUUACUAAAUAAACAGUAAAUUUGAAGUCGCUACAUUUUAAUUUCUUGCAGCCUUUUGUUCUAUCUUCAUUUCAGUUGGUAGUUGCACAUUAUAUAUAAGUAGUUUUAUAUGUAUGCAUGUUAAUUGCCAGUGUUAUUUGACACAAAGGUGUAGCUGUUCUACUGUACUGGGAUUUUAUGUAAAGUUCUCGUUCGUUAAUUUGCUGAGAAUAGACGGAACCGAGAACUGGGACCAACCCAUAUCUAAUUCUGAUAAAAAAUAAAAUAUUUUAUAUGGUCUAGUGGUAUUGAUGGAACCUUAUUCCAUUGUCUGGGCUGAACCAGUGCUAUUUUAAGUGAUUUAGGUAUUUAGUGUCUGAUUAAAAUACCGUAUUGGUCCGAAUAUAAGGCGACCAUUUUUACAUAAACGAGAGAUGCAAAAAUUGGAAGUCGCCUUAUUUUCGCACCCAAGACGUCAGAACCGCAAACAUUAGUUCCAAGCUGAAAGCUACAGUAGAAACAUUGUUUAACAAAACGUUCACGAUUUUUUAUAUUACAGUCAUGUAGGGCAACUUUGUGCCAGUGGGUGUAACUUUGCUCCACUAGCUUCUUUUGUUUUAAAAGACAGUUAACAAUAUCUCUUUAUUCUGUGGAGAGAAAUUUUUUUUUGUAAACAUUUCUGAAAUUUCACUUUUCCUGUCAAGUUGGCAGUAGUGCAGACAAGUCCUCUCAUCUAUAUUAAGAUAUGUUUGAAUUCAACUGUGAUUUUUAGUUGAUUUUGACUGUUGUUUUAAAGUUGUCAGUGUUUUUAGGGUGAUGGUCAAGGAGACACCUCUUAAAAAGCACCAUCUGUUUCACAGUUAACACUUUAAUGAAGACUGUACAAUGUCUGAGCUGAGGAAAAAGAAGUUACCUGGUACCAGGCCAUAUAAAUCAUAUACUGAUGCUGUUCUACAGCAGGUAUUAGAGGAUAUCAAAGCAGGUAAAAUUGGUCAUCGCCAAGCAGAAAGAGAGUAUGGUAUACCAAGGAACACAAUUCGCAACAAGUUAAAGCGAUGCCACGAAAAAGCAAUAGGCAGGCCUCAGGCGUUUACCGAGAUAGAAGAGCAGAGUUUUGUAAACCAUGUUAUAACAUGCAGUGAAUUUGGAAUGCCUUUAUCAAUGUGUGAUGUGCGCUUUAUCGUAAAAGGUUACUUAGAUUCAACAAACACUAAAGUGCCUCAGUUUAAAAACAAUUUACCAGGCGUGGAUUGGGGUAGACUGUUUCUAAAGCGUCACAAAGCUGAGUUAGGUCAAAGGUUCGCAAGUAAUAUCUCAAGAUCCCGGGCUCAAGUCAGUGAAGACAUGGUAAAACAUUUCUUUGUGCAUUUAGAAAAAGAAAUUGAGGGUGUACUACCUUGUAACAUUUAUAACUAUGACGAGACAGGUUUCCAUGAUGUGCCUAGUAAGAAAAAACUUCUUUUUCGACGAGGGUCGCGCCACCCUGAACUGAUUUUGAAUAGCACAAAGUCUUGUUUUACCACAAUGUUUUGUGGAAAUGCCUUAGGAGAAUUUCUUCCUCCUUAUGUUAUCCUGAAAGGGAAACAGAAAUGGAGUGACUGGCUGAAGGGUGCUCCACCAGGCACUAGGUUAAAUGUAACACUUCAUGGGUGGAUUGAUCAGGAUGUCUUCGACGAUUGGUUUGAGAACCACUUCCUUCCUUUUGCUUUGAAACAUCCAGGCAAGAAAGUGUUAAUCGGAGACAACAUGUCAGCACACUUGACUUUGAAAACCUUAAAGUUAUGUACUGAAAACAAUAUAUCUUUCGUCAUGCUUAUUCCCAAUUCCACUCAUUUACUCCAACCUCUAGAUGUGGCAUAUUUUUCGUCGCUAAAGUCUAAUUGGAGGAAAAUCCUGUAUGAUUGGAGACAAACCAGAGAAGGAAAACGUUGUGUUGCCCUUCCAAAAUCACUUUUUUGUCAGCUUCUAAAGUUUACACUAGAUAUGGGUGAACCAACUGCAUCAAGUAACCUAGUGAAAGGGUUUUUAACAACUGGUAUCCAUCCCAUAGAUAAAGAUAAGGUUAUCCAAAAAUUGCCGCAAUAUGCUAAAGAAGCAUUGCAGAUAACUGACAAUGUAGGUGAAUGUUUCAAAUCAUUCAUAUCAGAAGUGCGUUCUUCUGAUCUGGAUAAGGUUCAACGAUCAAGAAAGUUUAAACUACCUAUUGAACCUGGCAGGAGUGUAUCAGUAGAAGAAGUAGAAACUUUCUAUGACAAAAAAUUCUGUGUGCGCGCUCAGGACCAAAAACUAGAGGUGGUGUUCGGAAGUUUCCAGGACGAUGUAAGGUUAUCAAACCAAAUAGGCCUAGGGAAGGCGAGCACAUUCCAUGUACUAGUACUUCAGAAAGUCGGGACGUAGUUGACGUUUGUGUGUCAUCAACAAUACAUGCUGGCCCUACUAUGUUACUUGAAGAUUGUACCAGUGAACAUGCUAGCCCUACUGUGUUGAUGGAAGAUAGUACCUGUGAACAUGCUAGCCCUACUGUGUUGAUGGAAGAUAGUACCUGUGAAUAUGCUAGCCCUACUGUAUUGAUUGAAGAUUGUACCAGUGACACUAUAAUCACAACCAGUACUGUAGUCAUUAAUCGCACAGAUGGUUAUAAGGUUAAUGACUAUGUAAUUGUAGUGUAUGAUGGCCAUACUUUUCCUGGUACAGUAACAUGUAUAGCUGAAGAAGAAAAUGAACUUUUGUACAAAGUCAAAUGCAUGGCUACAUCUGGUGGAUACUGGCGCUGGCCAGAUCAUCCAGAUGAAAUUUUUUACAGAGCUUGUGAUGUUAUUUGUAAGAUACCUCCUUGUAACAUUGAACCUGUCAGUGGCCGAGGACAUUUUAAAAUUAAUGAACCUCUCCUAUUGUCAAAAGUGGUUUUAAAAAUAUGAAAAGCUGUUCCAACAUGUUGCAUGUACUGUACAGUAUGCAAUAACCAAUUAAGUCAUGUCAGAUGUUAUAAAAUAGCAGACUUUGACAAAUAGAGAUAUUGUAACACAUUA
Messenger RNA from Bacillus rossius redtenbacheri, 3538 nucleotides. RefSeq lists its product as uncharacterized. The transcript is spliced from 2 exons. Gene Ontology annotation, molecular function: DNA binding. Gene Ontology annotation, cellular component: nucleus. The record is from RefSeq and is a predicted model, not a curated record. Bases 1395 to 2906 code for a protein of 503 amino acids. Lineage: Eukaryota; Metazoa; Arthropoda; Insecta; Phasmatodea; Bacillidae.